AUUUUCUUAAAGACAAAAAAAGUAAAGUGUAAAAUAUAUUUAAUUUCUAUACUUUUAAGUAGUCGUUUAGUUUGUGACUUUGUUUUUUUGAAAGUAUAUAUUUCGUUCGUGGUAUAUAAGAAUAAUUAUAAACAAUGUCGUGGGUUCCUGGUAAUUUAACGCAAAUGUGCACAAAUUCAAGUACAGCUUCAAUUUGUCAACCAAAUUCAUUACUUUUCCUUCAACUUGUCUUUAGUUUGUACGCCACAAAAAGUAAUGUUGAACCCCCUUCGAAUCCAAAUCCAAGACCUACAGAAUAUGAUUUUAUUAUUGUCGGAGGUGGUACUGCCGGCUGUGUUCUCGCUAAUCGAUUGACAGAAAUUCGAGAGUGGAAUGUGCUUUUAAUAGAGGCUGGUAUGGAGGAACCAAAUAUAACGAAAGUCCCCUCUUUUAUGCGAUUACUUCAAAAGUCGAAUAUUGACUGGAAUUUUAAGACACAACCAGAGAAAAAUGCCUGCUUAGCGAGCAAUGGUUGCCGUUUUCCCAGUGGAAAAGUAAUGGGUGGAUCUAGUUCGAUAAAUGGAAUGUUGUACGUGCGAGGUAAUCGUGAAGACUAUGACAAUUGGCACGAUUUAGGCAAUAGUGAAUGGAGCUACAAAGAUGUUUUACACUAUUUCAAAAAGUCGGAAAGAAAUCGAGAUCGAGAGAUCGUUUACGACAAUUACGGCUAUCAUGGAACAAGUGGCUACCAAUCAGUACAACGUUUUCCGUACGCCGACAAAAAUGUGAAUAUCAUCCGACGAGCGCUGAGACACGCUGGCUAUGAAUCCACAGACGUAAACGGUUACAGACAAUUAGGAUCAAUGAUCCUCCAAACGACGUCAUUUAACGGACAAAGACAGAGUACAAAUAAUGCAUUCAUUCGACCAAUAAGAAAGAAUCGUCCGAAUUUAUUCAUCGAAACCGAAGCCUACGUGACUAGAAUCAUCAUCGAUCCAGCCACUCGACUAGCAUCCGGCGUCGAAUACACUCUGACAUCGCAAAAUAAUACCAAACUCACAGCGAGGGCAAAAAAAGAAGUCAUAUCCUCAGCCGGAACAAUAAAAUCAGCACAACUUCUAAUGGUCUCGGGAAUAGGACCAGCUGACGAACUUCAAAAGCACAACAUCCAAUUGAUUCGUAACGCAACAGUGGGCUCAAAUCUACAGGAUCAUUUACAAUUCUCCGGUAUUUAUGCCCUGUUGAGUAAUAGUACAAGCACCGAGACAACAUUCGAACGAAAGAAAUUGGAUCUUGAGCUGUACCAAAAAUCGCAUAGUGGUCCCCUGUCGGCUACUGGAAUAUCAUCAGUCGUUGCCUUCGCACAAACGGAACUCGAAGAAAGUUAUUAUGCACCAGAUGUACAGUUGAGUUUCACUGGAAUGAAAUUUGCCGAUAAGACACUAUCAUCCGUUCUGGCUUACUAUGAUGCUGUUAAUUUUUAUCCAAUUCUGCUUGCACCGAAGAGUAGGGGAUUCUUGAAAUUGAAUGAAACUGAUCCUGUUUGGGGAGCGCCGUUGAUUUAUCCAGGUUACUUGUCUAAUGAUGCCGAUGUGGCAAGAAUGAUAGAGGCAACAAGAAAGGGAUUGAAAGUGUUCAAGGGCAAUAUUUUUGCGCAGAAUAAUUAUAAGCUUUAUGAUGUUCCUCAGGCGCCUUGUAAUAAUUUGGAGUUUAAUAGUGAUGAGUACUGGGUUUGUAUGUUGAGAUCGCAUACGGGAGUCGGGGCACAUGCGGUGGGUACUUGUAAAAUGGGACCUGAAGAUGAUGAAAAGGCUAUUGUUGAUUCGAGAUUGAGGGUUUAUGGAAUUAGGAGAUUGAGAGUUGUCGACGCUUCGAUAAUGCCGGUUAUACCUCGGGGUAAUAUCAUGGCACCCACGAUGAUGAUUGCCGAGAAGGCUGCUGAUAUGAUCAAGGAAGAUUGGUUGGGAGAUUAAAUUUUUUUUCUUUCCUUUUUAUUGUAUUUUAGUUAAUUUUUUUUUACUUUUACUAUUGUUAAUUUUAUUGUAGGACAAAAGUUCCAAUAUACAAAAUGUCCAAUUUACAAAAGUUCCAAUGUGGAAAAGUUUCAAAUUAAGUGUGUUCCAAUAUAAAUAAGUCCCAAUUUUGAAAAUAAAAUUAUUUAACUUUAUUAUUCCGUUAAAUUUGGAAUUUAGACGAAUUAUAAAAUUUCAAGUGGAUCAGCUGUUUUUUUGUCCGCCGCCAUUUUGUUUCUCGUAAUUCUUAGAAGUGAUGAAAAAGUUUCUAAAUUUCAAGUUUAAAUUUGAAAAGAAUGUUGGACUUUUUAGUAAAAUUUGUAAAUAAGAAUUAUUAGACUUUUUGGUUUCCGGAACAAAGAACUAUUGGAACUUUUGGCUUUUGGAACAAAGAUGGGGUGAAACCGGUUUUUUAUAAUCAAUUUACUUGACUAUUAGUUAUUUAAAUAAAUAUUUAUUUCAACUGAAUAAUUUUUUAUUUAAAUCAAAUAAACCUUUUUCGAAACGAUUAUUUAUGCAUUUGAAGCAAAAACAUUUUUUUUGAUUUAAGUAAAAAAUUUAUUUGCUAUGAAUAAAUAUUUAUUUAUUAAUAGUUAUAUGA
Leptopilina heterotoma is the source of this 2592-nucleotide messenger RNA. Its product is annotated as glucose dehydrogenase [FAD, quinone]-like. Bases 135 to 1952 code for a protein of 605 amino acids. Gene Ontology annotation, molecular function: flavin adenine dinucleotide binding; oxidoreductase activity, acting on CH-OH group of donors. NCBI's taxonomy places the organism in Eukaryota, Metazoa, Arthropoda, Insecta, Hymenoptera, Figitidae. The transcript has 5 exons. The record is from RefSeq and is a predicted model, not a curated record.